This is a messenger RNA of Mollisia scopiformis, 1055 nucleotides long. Its product is annotated as Fasciclin-domain-containing protein. Lineage: Eukaryota; Fungi; Ascomycota; Leotiomycetes; Helotiales; Mollisiaceae. Gene Ontology annotation, biological process: macroautophagy. Gene Ontology annotation, cellular component: fungal-type vacuole membrane. The transcript is spliced from 5 exons. The coding region runs from base 25 to 1026 and encodes 333 amino acids. The record is from RefSeq and is a predicted model, not a curated record.
CACCAUCUCCAAGGUCUCCUCGCGAUGCAACCAUCCCUCUCCGCGGCCCUCUCCUCCGCAUCCCCCAUCACAAUUCUCGCCCCCUCCAACGACGCCUUCACCAAAUUCCUCGCCACCGCAGGCGGCAUGUCCGCCUCAAAGGACUCCGGCAUGGUCGCCGGCCUCCUCGAAUACCACGUCCUGAACGGCUCGUUCCCUUCCACGGCGUUUACUACCGAGGAGCAAUUCGUGCCGACUCUGUUGACAAAUGCGAGUUUCACGAAUGUAACGGGCGGUCAGGUCGUAGCGGGCAUGUUGAGCGGGAAGACGGUCGAAAUCAUGAGUGGGUUGAAGGAAAUUAGUAAAGUUACCACUGCUGACGUCAUGUUCACCGGCGGCGUAAUCCACAUCAUCGACACCGUCCUCACAGUCCCUCUCCCACCAUCCACCUCCGCUCUCGACAGCUCCCUAACUGCUUUGGCCGGGGGCCUCGAGAAGACAAACCUCGUCUCAGCUGUCGAUUUCCUGAAAGAUGUCACCAUCUUCGCCCCUUCCAACGCAGCGUUCCAAGCCAUCGGGUCCGCGACCACUGCUUUGUCUACUACGCAAUUAUCAUCCAUCCUCGAAUACCACGUCAUAAACGGCACCGUGGGGUACAGCACCCUUCUGUCCACCGGGCUGGCAAACGAGACGUUCCCUACGCUGAUGGGCACCGAGGUCGCGGUCGAGGCUGUGAAUAAGAAGGUUUUUGUUGAUGCGGCGAUGGUUACUAUUACUGAUAUUAUUGUGGCGAAUGGGGUUAUGCAUGUUAUUGAUAAUGUCUUAAACCCAGCAAACAGCACAGCAACACCCAAUCCCGCAGCUUCGACACAAGCGGUCGUGUUCGCAGGCGCAUCGAGCGUGAGUCAAGUCCCCUUCACAAGUGGCGUCUCAGCUACGACUACAGCACCGAGCGCGAGUACCAUGACGGCCGGCGCAGAGAGGGCGUAUGGCACGAUGGGUGUUGCGGCUCUGCUUGGGAUGGGGGUUAUUGCUGGUGCUUUUUAGGAGCUCAUGCAGUAAAAAUCAAAGAGAGG